AUGCCUCGGAAGCGGAUAUCUAAUCUAUCGAAAAAUUCGUCCCGGGCCCGUGCAGCUAAAGUUGCCCGUAAUCACGAAUCUUCGUUUGACGCAGAGCUGAGAAGACAACAGCAAGCACAGCGACAAAGUGUUUUGAGAGCAGCUGAAACGCCUCUUCGGUGGCGAGUUCAAUCAGAAAGAAACUCUUGCUUUCAAAUGACAUCCUUUGGAGUUGAUAAAGUGAUCAGAAUGCCCGGAAUUUCACCAACUUUUACGGUACAAGGUCAGAUAUAUCAUCAAAUUGGAUCACUAUUUCCAGAAGGUAAUGACCAGCAUAAAUUUUUACAUGUUUAUUUUAUGGGUGAUGAACAAAAUGAAGUAAACCGUCGUUUCCAGUAUAUUGAAGGAGUAGAAAGAGAAACAGUAUUGAAAAUUCAACGAAUAUUACAGUCACAAUGUUUUGGUGAAGAUAUUUAA
Psylliodes chrysocephalus is the source of this 456-nucleotide messenger RNA. The record is from the annotation of a GenBank genome assembly. NCBI's taxonomy places the organism in Eukaryota, Metazoa, Arthropoda, Insecta, Coleoptera, Chrysomelidae.